Messenger RNA from Brassicogethes aeneus, 533 nucleotides. Lineage: Eukaryota; Metazoa; Arthropoda; Insecta; Coleoptera; Nitidulidae. The record is from the annotation of a GenBank genome assembly.
AGAAUCACAUCUUAGAAAAAUGACAACAAAUACUAUCCUUAAUUUGAUAAAUACAAGAACACAGUUGUUAAGGACAGUACAAUUUACCGUUCAAAAGUGUAAUUAUGCGAAAAAAGAAUCGGCUGGAGUUAGUAUGCUUGGAGGUGCACUUAAAAAGAAAAAACUAGGUAAAGUAGGUCCAGUAGCUGAAAAACGUGUGCUGCCAGUUGAAACAGACCCCAACCGAUUGGUCAAAUAUGCAUGUGGGACAAAUAUAUACAAAACUGGUGAAGAUGUCGAGUUAAAACCUGAUAGUGAAUAUCCAGAAUGGUUGUGGAAUAUUAGGACAGGUGAUCCGGCACCGCUAGAAGAAUUGGACCCAAAUUCUAAAGAAUACUGGAGAAGAAUAAGAAAAAUGGCUAUGAGGAGAAAUAAUAAAUUAGCGCAGUUAAAAUCUUUUUAGAUUUUACCUUAUUGAAUACAGUUGUUUAUUAAUAGAUAAUAUUAAGUUUAAAAUUGUUUAUUUAUGAGUAAAACUUUAAUUAUACAUUUUU